UAAAAUCCCCGGCGCCUUCGUCCCCCACGCGAGACGCGACCAUCAUUCAUAACGCCACUCCUCACGCUCCGCUCCAAAUCCCACCCCAUUUCAAAACGGAGGAGCCUCUCCUCGCCGCAGCUCCCACCAUUUCCGCAAAAAAUAAACCUUGUCACCUUCUGCUCCACCAGCCAGAGUAAGGAGAACGCACUCCACAGACAUGUCCCCGACCACCACCCCGUCCCCGGCUCCGGCGCCCGCGCCAACGGCGGCGCCGUCGUCGAAGGGCGCCAAGCGCAGCCUAAUGUCCUCGCUCAUGGACGCCACCGCUCUGCUCCGCUCGGCCUCCUUCAAGGAGGACUCCUACGUCGCCGCCGCGCUGCCGGCCUCCGAGCUCCGCGCGCUCGCCGACCUCAAGGCGCUGCUCGCCACCCACCCGGAACCCAUCUCCAUCUGGGGCGUCCCGCUCAACCCUCCUUCCCCCGCGGCCGAAGGAGCCGCCCCUGCUCCGGGCCAGGCCCCUGUCCCGGACGAGCGUGCGGACGUGGUGCUCCUCAAGUUCCUCCGCGCGCGUGAUUUCCGCGUCCGCGACGCGCACGCCAUGCUUCUCCACUGCGCCGCCUGGCGGGCCGAGUUCGGCGCCGACGCGGUGCUCGACGAGGACCUGGGCUUCAAGGACCUCGAGGGCGUUGUCGCCUACAUGCACGGCUGGGACCGCGAGGGUCACCCCGUCUGCUACAACGCCUACGGCGUGUUCAGGGACAGGGACAUGUACGAGCGGGUCUUCGGCGACGGCGACCGCCUCGCGCGCUUCCUCCGCUGGCGCGUCCAGGUCAUGGAGCGCGGCGUGCGCGCGCUCAGCCUCAGGCCGGGGGGCGUCAACGCCAUCAUACAGGUCACGGACCUCAAGGACAUGCCCAAGCGCGAGCUCCGCGCCGCCUCCAACCAGAUCCUCUCGCUCUUCCAGGACAACUACCCGGAGAUGGUCGCGCGCAAGGUGUUCAUCAACGUGCCGUGGUACUUCUCGGUGCUCUUCUCGAUGAUCUCGCCGUUCCUCACGGAGCGCACCAAGAGCAAGUUCGUCAUCGCGCGCGAGGGCAACGUCGCCGAGACGCUCUACAAGUUCAUCCGGCCGGAGCUGAUUCCGGUGCAGUACGGCGGCCUCAGCCGCGCCGGCGACCUCGAGAACGGCCCUCCGAAGCCGGCGUCCGAGUUCACCAUCAAGGGCGGCGAGAAGGUCUUCCUAGAGAUCGACGGCAUCGAGGCCGGUGCAACAAUAACAUGGGACCUGGUCGUCGGCGGCUGGGACCUCCAGUACGGCGCGGAGUACGUGCCGGCAGCGGAGGACAGCUACACGCUGUGCGUGGAGAAGACGCGGAUGGUCCCGGCCACCGUCGAGGAGCUUGUGCACAACGCCUUCACGGCGAGGGAGGCCGGCAAGAUGGUGCUCUCCAUCGACAACUCCGGCUCCCGGAAGCGGAAGGUCGCCGCGUACCGGUACUUCGUGCGCAAGCCGUCGGUGUAGUGGACUGCCUUCUGGUGCGCACAAUGGCCGGCUUGCCGACCGGCAGCGUGUUAUGGAACGGGCAGUGAACUGCUUGCUUGGGGCUUGUUGUGGUCGUGGAUGGGAGAGGUUAAUUUAGGGCUAUUUAAUUAGUGCUAUAAUGACAUAAUGCAUGUCUUACGCCAUAUGUAGAAUAUAAUGUAAGAGCUGUCGGAACGUUUGUCAUCGUCGUUAUAAAGCUAAUGAGUUAAGUUUUUUGGGGUAA
Molecule: messenger RNA, 1748 nt
Organism: Phragmites australis (common reed)
Lineage: Eukaryota; Viridiplantae; Streptophyta; Magnoliopsida; Poales; Poaceae
Product: patellin-6-like
Exons: 4
Coding region: 200-1504 (434 amino acids)
Molecular function (GO): lipid binding
Source: RefSeq, a predicted model, not a curated record